Silurus meridionalis is the source of this 1560-nucleotide messenger RNA. RefSeq names its product C-C chemokine receptor type 4-like. The record is from RefSeq and is a predicted model, not a curated record. Gene Ontology annotation, cellular component: membrane. Gene Ontology annotation, molecular function: chemokine receptor activity. Lineage: Eukaryota; Metazoa; Chordata; Actinopteri; Siluriformes; Siluridae. Gene Ontology annotation, biological process: chemotaxis; G protein-coupled receptor signaling pathway; immune response.
AAAGUUCUCUGUUUGGAUCCUGUAGGUGGACCGGACCGUGUUUUUGAAGAACUGUUUAGUGUCUGAUUCUGAAUGGCAGUGAUGUUGAACAGCAGCAGUACUACAACAUUCAGCCCUGAAUUAAAUUCUACAACUGAAUUUGAUUACAGUGAUGUUACUGGACCAUGUGAAUACAGCCGCCAUUCAACCACAUUCCCGCUGCUCUACUCUGUGUUCUUCGUGGUGGGUUUGUUGGCCAACCUGCUGGUGCUGUGGGUGAUCCUGAGAGGUUCUCAGAUUAAAACCCUGACUGACGUGUCUCUCCUGAACCUGAUCAUUUCUGACCUUCUGCUAAUCUCCACUCUCCCCUUUUUGGCUCAUUAUGCCAGAGAUCACUGGGUUUUUGGUAGCUUCAUGUGCACCCUGGUCCUCAGCGUGUACCACAUUGGGUUUUAUGCCGGCAUUUUCUUUAUUGUGCUGAUGAGCAUCGACAGAUACUUGGCGAUCGUCCAUGUCAUGUCCUCCUUGAGAAUCCGUACAAAGACUUAUGGGAUUUUAGCGAGCAUCUUCAUCUGGAUUCUCGCGGUUGCGUCUUCAUUUCCUGAACUACGGUAUCUUGGAGUCAUAAACAAUGGAACUAAAACACGUUGCAGCGCGUAUCCAGAAAAUAAUCACCAUGAUAUAAAAAGUGGGUCUAUCUUUAAAAUGAAUGUUUUGGGGCUGCUGAUUCCACUGAGCAUUUUAGGAUUUUGUUACUUCAUGAUCCUCCGGAGGCUUCAUACCCUUCGUACUUCUACAAAACUGGCUAUUCGUCUUGUUAUUGUGGUCAUAGUGGCGUUCUUCUGCUGCUGGAUACCGUACAACAUUGCAGCGUUCCUCAAGGCACUGGAACUGAAGCGCAUCCUGACUCCAGGGUGUAAACUCAGCAAAACCAUCCAGCUGCUGCUGCAGAUCACCGAAGCUGUGGCGUAUUCACACAGCUGCCUCAAUCCGUUCCUCUACGUGUUUGUGGGUGAAAAAUUCAGGAAGCAUUUCGCCAGACUCCUCCUCCAGACACCAUGCAGCCAUGUGCAGUGUAUGAAACACUGCAUGACCCAACUUGCAGCUUCAGUGUAUUCACAGACCCCGAGUGUGGAUGAAAGACAUAUGGAUGGAAACCAGCAUAUAGAAACACCUACAUAAGAUAGAAGUAAGAAAAACAAGCUUGUAUUUACAUGUGUAAUUUACACCAUAUGGACAAAAUAUUGGGACACCAGACUUUUCCAGCCAUAUGCAGUUCUUCCCCAAACUGUUACCACAAAUUAAAAAAUAGUAUAUUUUCCUGCUCUUUGGUCGUAGUCUUGCUUUUUCUACUUUUAAUUUUAUAUAUUUACUCAGAAAUCCAUAUAUAUUCAACAUUUAAAAAUUUUAAAACUUAAAUUUAUUUAUAUUUGCAUAAUUUCUUUAUUUCUAUUUUCAAAGAUUUGCUAUUAUUUAGAAAAUGUUUUUUUACAGUGAAUGUUUUUUACCUUCAUGUUGUAUUUGAGUGCCUGUUUAUUUGUGUACCAUGUGGAAUAUAAAUAAAAACGUUGUGUUGAUUUA